Molecule: messenger RNA, 708 nt
Organism: Puccinia triticina
Lineage: Eukaryota; Fungi; Basidiomycota; Pucciniomycetes; Pucciniales; Pucciniaceae
Exons: 2
Coding region: 1-708 (235 amino acids)
Source: RefSeq, a predicted model, not a curated record
AUGGAUCCUGGCCAGUGGCAGACCCCGACCUCGAUUAUUCCCGCACACCAACAGGUCACCAGUACCAAAUCAACCUUGAGCCACCUUACCCAGCCGCCAUACUUGAACCCAACACUUCUCAAUUGGCCCCAUCCCAACCUCGCCGGGAACCAACAUAGCCUUGCACCCGUACCGUCCCAUCAUUUGGGAAUGAUUCCGGGAGCAAUCAAUCACCCCCCAGGCUAUGUCCAAGUUGCACGCCAAACCCGUGGCCUUCCAGAUCUAGACCCGGCACGCGCAUCCUACUUGCACAAGAACACAAGAGAUUUUGAUUACCAGAUUACAAAUGACAUGUACUCGGGGGUUCCAGUCCCAAUCAAAGCAAGCUUACCCGGCAACACUCUCAUCUCGGCCGCUCCUGUACGCACCCCAACCACCCCAGCUGCCCAGCCUACUACGGUCCCACCCACCAUUGCCGCUGGGGGGAAGCAAAAGCCUAAACGCUCAGCUGAGGAAAUGGCUAGGGCUGCGGACGAGGCAGCCGCAGUUUGUGCAGACAAAAAUCAGAAGAAGGCCAUUGAGACCAGAGAGAAGAUGUUAGAGAAGGAACGCGCGGCAUUGCGCCGUGAAUCUGAGGCGGCCGCAAAGACACCGCAGAAAACUUGGCCGGAGGACAAGUCCCUCGAGCUUUUAAGAUUCUGGAAGUGUGUCAAAGACAAACACACCUGA